Molecule: messenger RNA, 1134 nt
Organism: Malassezia pachydermatis
Lineage: Eukaryota; Fungi; Basidiomycota; Malasseziomycetes; Malasseziales; Malasseziaceae
Product: dnaj-like protein psi
Exons: 1
Coding region: 1-1134 (377 amino acids)
Biological process (GO): translational initiation
Cellular component (GO): cytosol
Molecular function (GO): protein-folding chaperone binding
Source: RefSeq, a predicted model, not a curated record
AUGGGCAAAGACUACUACAAGAUCCUCGGCGUAUCCAAAUCUGCCGAUGACGAUGAGAUUAAGAAAGCCUACAAGAAGGCCGCGCUGAAGUGGCACCCUGACCGUAAUAAAGACAACGAGGCUGUUGCGAAGAAAAAGUUCCAGGAAGUCGGUGAGGCUUUUGAAGUGCUUUCUGAUAAAGAUAAGCGUGCGAUUUACGACCAGUAUGGUGAAGACGGCCUGAAGGGUGGCGUACCUAUGCCUGAUGAGGGUGGCCCUGGCGGCUUCCCAGGUAUGGGUGGCUUCUCAAGUGGUGGCCCUGGUGGCCGUACCUUCCGCUUCUCGACAAGCGGUGGCAACCCCUUCGGCAGCAGUGGUGGAUUCCACCCAUCUGACCCCAACGAUAUCUUUGCGCACAUCUUUGGUGGUGCAAGCCCCUUCGGUAUGGGUGGUAUGGGCGGCUUGGGCGGCAUGGGUGGCAUGGGUGGCAUGGGUGGCAUGGGUGGCAUGGGUGGCAUGGGCGGCAUGCACGAUGACAUGCCGGGCUUUGCCUCCUUUGGCGCCGAGCCGGAGCCCAAAGCCGCGCCGGCCAAGGACUUUGAGACGCCGCUCAACCUCUCCCUGGAAGAACUGUACAAGGGCACUACAAAGAAGCUCAAAGUGGGACGCACACUUGCCAGCGGACGUACCGAAGAAAAAGUGCUUACCAUUGACGUCAAGCCUGGCUGGAAGAAGGGCACCAAGGUCCGCUUUGCAGGUGCCGGCAACGAAACCAGCUCUGGCAAGUCCCAGGACUUGGUGUUUGUCGUGGACGAGCGUACGCACCCUCGAUUCACACGCAAUGGCGAUGACUUGCGCUUGAUCCAGCCGUUGAAGCUGGUCGAUGCGCUCGACCCGCCCAAGCCAGGCACGCCGAAUUCGCGCCGCAGGGUUACCACGCUGGAUGGCCGCACAAUCGAUGUUCCUCUGCCCUCACCAGGGGCUGGUAAGACGACCAUCAGCCCGGGACGCACCACACGCAUUGCCGGCGAGGGUAUGCCGAUUUCCAAGACAAAAGGCACUCGCAAGGGCGACCUUGUUGUCGAGUGGAAUAUCGAGUUCCCGGACCGACUUACCGAUUCGCAACGCUCGAGCCUGCGUCAGGCGCUCGCUUAA